CUAGAGUUUUUGAUCACCAAUUGUUCUCGACACUCGUCCUCUCCUUUUCCUUCCCCAAAUUUUCCUUUCUAUGGUUUCUGUUUCUCUCAUUUCUCUAUCUAAUAAGAAUUUUUUUUUCUGUACAGGAAGUGUGAUCUUUUAGAAAAAUGUUGAAAAGGGAGAAGGAAGAGGAGAGAAUUGAAAGGAUCAUUCGCGGUCUUCUCAAACUUUCUGAGAAUCGAAGAUGUAUAAAUUGCAAUAGUUUGGGACCACAAUAUGUUUGCACAACUUUCUGGACAUUUGUUUGCACAAAUUGUAGUGGAAUACAUCGGGAAUUUACACAUAGAGUAAAAUCGGUGUCAAUGGCUAAAUUUAAAGCAGAAGAAGUUAGUGCUCUUCAAGCUGGGGGAAAUGAGAGAGCACGACAAAUUUAUUUCAAAGAAUGGGAUCCUCAGCAGAACUCAUAUCCUGAUGGCAGUAAUAUGCAUAAGCUUCGAGAUUUUGUCAAGCAUGUUUAUGUGGAUAGAAAAUAUACUGGUGAGAGAAGUCAUGAAAGGCUGCCAAAGCUGAGAUUGAGUGGCAAGGAGGAAUUCCAUGAGAAAAAGAAGCUUGGUAUAUAUUCUGGUAGCUAUAGAAGUCCUAAUUAUGAGAAUAGAUAUGACCAGAAAGGAAGAUCUCUUCCUGGUGGGAUCAGUGAUGACAAAAGUAGAAGAUAUUAUAAUGAUGAAAGAAGAAGUCCUUGUUUUGCCCGAGAACAUUCAAUAUAUGGGGGUUUCAAGAAAAGUCCUCUCCGAUUUGAAGUUGUUGAUGACAGGUUUCGAGAUGAUGGAACUCAAAACACAAGGGAAUCUGCUAACCAUCGGUUUUUGCAUAGAAAUGGCAGUUUUGGAAGCUUGUCACCUGACCGUGUAAAGAGAAGGGAUCUGUCUAGCCCCCCUGUGGCACGACCUAUUGAAGAUAUCCUAGGGAAGAAUGCUCCAGUUUUGCAAGUAGGUGAACGUUCUAAAGCAACUAUUGGGAAAAAUUCUGAUGGCUCUGCUCACAAUCAGGUCAUUGCAUCUUCUGGCAGCAAAGGAUCUAUUGAUGGGAAAACAGCAGAAGAAAAAAAUCAGAAAUUGGAAAGCUUGAUUAAUUUUGAUUCUGAUUCCAUGCCCUCCAAUGCUGAAGCAGGACCACAAACACAGGAAAAUCAUCAAUUGAGUGAUGGAGGCAAUCACAAGUCUAAUGAAUCUUCCACAAAGCAAGUUGUACCACAGGUCCCAAAACCGAAUACUUUGGAAUUAUUGCUAUUUGAAUUGUCAGUUCCCUCUGUUGGAAGUGCUGGUAGUGUACCUGAAGAUUCAAAUAAUGAUAAGCCUCCGUCAACUACAUCUGGAGGCAAUAUGCCCAUGAGUUCUGGCAUUUCAGCAGCAGAGCCACCAGGGAUGAUGUUAGCUUUACCAGAAAAUGUCGGAGGUUCUACCAGUGCACCUGGAGGGAAUGUGCCCUUUGACGUUGUUUCACCAGCUUCACCUCCUGGGCAGAUGUUGGCAGUAUCCACUAGCGCUGCGAUUCCAUCAGAAGGCAACAUGCCCAAUGGUAAUGUUUCAGCAGCUGUGCCUGUGGGGCAGAUUUUGACAUCAUCAAAUAAUGAUGGUCCCUCUAGCAAUGCAUUAAGAGAAAAUAAGGCUGCUAGUGGUAUUCCCCAAUCUGCACCUGUGGAGCAAACAUUAUCAUUAUUUGAUACUUUUGAUUCUACGACUCCAUCAACAACUAGCUUGCAUGUGCAACCUUCUGAAGGAACUCCUUCACAAGCUGCACCUGAUAUUCAUGGUGAUUCGAUUUUCAAGUUCACAAAUAAGCAACAGGUACGCAGCAUGCAGCAACAUCAGCUUUUUGCAUUUCCUGCUGCAGAGAAUGGACCUGGUGGACAACCAACUAGUACUACAAAAGUCGGAGAUCUAAAUAACCAGCUGUGUACUUCAUUAAAUGCGCCUGAUGCUCAAGGACCUUUUAGUGCCUCUGCAUUCUUUGCUCAUGAUGUCACAAAAGCAAACCGAGAUUCCAGUUCUGGAACUAAAUCCCAGCAAUUUCCUGUGGAAACAAAGUCUAUCGAAAGAAAGGAACUCCCAGCAGACCUUUUUGCUGCAAGUUAUUCACCAGUGACUGGCUCAAUUCCAGGUUGGCAAAGUGCUCUACCUUAUGGCAUGGGAUUCAGCACGCAGUAUUAUCCUAAUGCAGUGCCUGUGCUCCCAUAUCCUAACCAAGCAAAAUCAAGCAACCCAUUUGAUCUAAACAAUGAAUCCACUUCAGCACAAGAUUCACCGGCAGCGCCUGCUAAUGUGUUGGUUCCUAGGAACUUAAUGCCUGCUACUGGCAUCGACACAAAUUCUUUAGGGUUAAUGGCACCGUCUUAUGCAUCAGUGUUACCAUCUUCUCCCUUUGCAUCACCCAAUUCUGGUGCAUACAUGGGGCCACAAGUACACAUGAAUGGACAACCUUCUAGGCUACAAGGAGCUGCAGGUGGCUAUGGUACUGAUGCCUAUUUUGGCUCACUAAAUAUGGACCACCAAUCUUCCGGCGGGUAUUCACUACCUUCUGCACCAAAUUCACUUCCUUCCAUGGGAGGGAACCCUUUCGGAUAAAAAAGGAUUAUAUUUGGGUUAUACUCUCCAAAGUUUGUGGAACAGAAAUCUGGGGCUCCUUCUGUUGAGGAUCAAAUGCAACAGACAGCCUGGAAUGAGGUGGUAUGUCUAUAUUUGUGGUGAUGAAGAUGAUUCUGAAAGAAAAUGUAAGUGAUCAUUCUGGAUGAAGCUAUAUCUUCAAAAAGAUAUGGAAGUAAUCAUUCUAUAUGAAGGUAUAUUUUCUUUACACUCAUGAAUGUCAUCAAUCGAACAGAUUCAUUCUGAUUAUCUAGACACCUGGGAUUCCCGUUGAUCAUUAGCAUUCUCGUUCUCCUUGUAGAUAUACACAAUGAUCAAUCCUUCUAGCAAUUUCUUACAGAGGUUCUGUCGCCAUUUACUCGCUGCUAUUUCUAGAUGCUGUAUUUUUUAACUGAUUAGACAAGGGUGUUAAGACAUGAAAUUAUUAUAAUCUAGUUCAAGAUCUAUGAAUUUUCUAAUAAGUCACUACCUUAAAAGACGACUUUGAUACCAUUGAAUGAAAGCUGUUCAGUGUUUGCUUGUCAGAAACUGGUGAAAGACAAAAUAUAGAACAACUAUUGAUCAUAUUUUAGCAGUAAGUGGCAAAAACUGACAAGUUCAAACAUAUAAACAAAAUGUUUCGGCUAAUCAUUUAGCAAUGCUUUAGCAUUACAUUUGGUCCAAAUAUACUCUACAUCGACUUUUUCCCUUGCAGCAAGUUAGGUGCAGAAGAGGAUUAGAGGGAUGGAAAUAACCAGGGAGGGAACUUCUUCAGCGAUGAUGCAGAGAGCCAGGGCCUGAAUAAGAUGACUUCAAAUUAAAGUAAUACGCUAGUACUUUGUUUAGAACGAUUUAUUUUGCAAAAAAGAGAAUUCAAAUGAAUUUUAUAGUUAUUAUCUCUUU
Manihot esculenta (cassava) is the source of this 3503-nucleotide messenger RNA. Its product is annotated as arf-GAP domain and FG repeat-containing protein 1. Bases 147 to 2603 code for a protein of 818 amino acids. The transcript has 14 exons. Lineage: Eukaryota; Viridiplantae; Streptophyta; Magnoliopsida; Malpighiales; Euphorbiaceae. The record is from RefSeq and is a predicted model, not a curated record. Gene Ontology annotation, molecular function: GTPase activator activity.